ACUCCACGCCAAGACGCAGUGCCACUCACCCUCUCCACAUUCACCUUUCUCAAAGAAACUAGGGUUCAAGCAUCGAAAAUCUUCACAUAAAAAACCUCGUGAACUUUUUCUGUUUCUGUAAAAAUGGUUUCGAAGGGUGACGUGGCGGACGUCGGCGAAAACAAGAAGCAGAAGAAGAGAAAGAACAAUGAAGGAGAAACCGAAAGGCAACGACGUCGUCGAGAGAAAGAAGAAUCUAAAGUGAAGGAAAAACUUUCUUUGCAAAAGCAAGCCGAUAUCAUGCACAAGUUUCUCAAUAGAACCAAAACUAGCGAUCGAAAUGACCAACACCUCAAUACAAAGAUCGAAACUCCGUUUGAUUCAGCUACACUAUCGAUGGAUGCUACCCUUCAUUCUGGUCCUGAAUUUUCCAGUGAGGACAUUCGCAAGGCACAGAUUUCGAGGUGGCAUGAUUUGAGUAAAUCGGUUCGAUCAAAGAGGAGUCAAAGGUGGGGUAUACGAUUGAAACCUAAGUUUGAACUUUAUAAGGAGCUUAAGCUUCGAGCUACUGUAAGAGUGGCUCAUUAUGGUGACUUGAUAUUGGGGGAGCAUGCAGAACGUUCUCUUCUUGAUGUGAAGAUGAACCAGCAUGGGAAACAGUUAUUUCAGUUUGAUCAUAGUCCAAGACCUGCCUUUUAUGGUAUUUGGGACAAGAAAAGUCAAGUUGUUGGACCACGCCAUCCUUUUAGGAAGGAUUCCAGCUUGGAUUAUGAUGUCGACAGCGACGAGGAAUGGAAAGAGGUGGAUCCUGGUGAAAGCCUGUCAGGUUAUGACCAAGAUGAAGAGGAAUGUUCAACAUCUGAUUAUGAAAUUUGUGGUGGGUAUUUUGUUCCUGAUGGAUAUCUCUCAGAAGAUGAGGGUGCACAUGUGGAUAAAAUGGAAACAAAUGUUGACAUUGAUGGAGGGGAGAACUUACCAAAAGGCAAGGAUGAUGUAGAGAGGGAUGAGUUCUGUGCUUUGCUUCAACAACAGAAGAAUCUAAAUAAUUUGAUAAAGAUUGCUCUUGGAAAAAAUAAGCCAUUGAUUAUAACAAAUUUUGUGCAUGAGAUGAGAUCGGUUCAAGAUAAUGGUACUAUUAAGUCAGAGCAGAUUUGGUUGCAAUACUUGAGUUCUCAUGUAAUUUCUGCCAUAGAUAUAUCUGUGAAUCAUUUUCAAGAUGAGGACCAAAAACACUCCAGCGGAGGCAGUGUCGCUCCAGUAUGUGAUGAUGAUGCUAUUCCGGAAUCGAAUCUUCCUCUCAUUGUGGCUGCCAUUCAGACUUAUCCUAGGAGCUUAAGUAAAGUGUUGAAGUCUUUGAAACGAAGAUUUCCUCUGCCUCAAGAUUUACUGAAGGAUAAAGUGCAUGAGAUAUCAAACUAUGUUGAUAACUGUUUGCAGGUGAAGAAAGAAGUUCUAGUUAAGCUUGGUCUAGAUCAGGGUUGUUCAAAAUCGGAAUCAAGGAGCAGGACUGUGCAUUCUUCAAGAAGUUGUUUUCCACCUACUAGUGACAUCCUGAAACCUGGUGAAAUUCUAAUCCUAUCAUCCCAAUAAUCACGCUAUGUUGUUCCUGAAUUAGUGCAGCGUUAUUCUUGUAAUCUAGAAGGUCCUUUUUCAAUAGGAUAUGAUUGGUUUGGGAUAUUAAACUCAGCUUGAGGAUGAUACUCCUGUCCUUUAACAUUGUUUUCUUUUCUAUGGGGCAUGAA
Arachis duranensis is the source of this 1721-nucleotide messenger RNA. Its product is annotated as chromatin assembly factor 1 subunit FAS1. Gene Ontology annotation, biological process: nucleosome assembly. Gene Ontology annotation, cellular component: nucleus; CAF-1 complex. The record is from RefSeq and is a predicted model, not a curated record. Lineage: Eukaryota; Viridiplantae; Streptophyta; Magnoliopsida; Fabales; Fabaceae.